AUGGGCGGUGGCAAGAAAACACGCAACUCUGCAGUUGCGACAGAAGACAGAGAAGGCAAAGUGCCAUCUUUGGCACACUCACCAUCGGACUCUGAGUGUGCCAAAGAUGGCCUUGGACAGAGUGGAGGCACCGCUGACCCGACGGGAUAUGUGAGGCUUCAUCGCAGACUUCAGAAAAUUGCUGAGGAGUUGGACAAGAGACUGAGCCCAAUUAUGGAGGGAAUGGUGGACCUUACAGCCUGCACGGAGGCCACAGAGACCAAAAUGGCGGAGGCGAUGGAAGCAGUGCAGGCACACGGCAGGGAGCAACAAGACCUAGGCGAGCAGCUUUGCUCCCUCGAAAACACCAAUGAAGACCUCAACAAUAGAACAAGGAGAAACAACAUUAGAGUGAGAGGCAUACCGGAAUCUGUAUCCACCGAGCUUCUCACAGAUACCCUCACAGUAGUGUACCAAAACCUACUACCAGAGUCCUCGACCGCCGACCUACUAAUACCCCGAUGGGUAGGGGGGGUACUUCGGGACAAAGGGGACAGAUCCGUGGAAAGGCAGGUCCCUCAUUCAUCAACCUGCACACAAGACAGGGGAACACCGAUGCCACCCUAA
Molecule: messenger RNA, 606 nt
Organism: Pelobates cultripes (western spadefoot toad)
Lineage: Eukaryota; Metazoa; Chordata; Amphibia; Anura; Pelobatidae
Source: the annotation of a GenBank genome assembly